Fopius arisanus is the source of this 1808-nucleotide messenger RNA. RefSeq names its product mediator complex subunit 28 (gene MED28). The transcript is spliced from 5 exons. Gene Ontology annotation, cellular component: mediator complex. Lineage: Eukaryota; Metazoa; Arthropoda; Insecta; Hymenoptera; Braconidae. The coding region runs from base 539 to 1375 and encodes 278 amino acids. The record is from RefSeq and is a predicted model, not a curated record.
UUUCGACAAUCCCCUACACCUUCAUGUAUAUUAUUUAUUCUAUCCUUGAGUUAAAAAAAAAAAAUGGGCAAAAAAAGUGGGGGCAGAAAAUUUAAGUGACUUCAUAAAAUUUUAAAAUUUCAGUGAAUAACAAUUUCGUAACGCAAAAAAUCACAUUGACCCCGCCGACUGGUCCCUUUGACAGCGACAGUGCUACUGAGGCAGUUACCGAGUCGGCUCACGGGCAGACACGCCAGCGCAUUGCGUGUGGCGCGCUCUCUCUCUCUCUCUCUCUCUCUCUUGGGGUGAGGUACUAUAAUGCCGGUGGGAUCACUCAAACCCCCAGAACUGAGACUCUAGUGAAUCCUCUUUGGUGGCACCUUUGGUGGCAGCUCUCUCCUUGCCUCGAGGAAAAUCGGAAAAGGUGCCACCAGAGACAACAACGAGUCGAGGAGCUUUGAAUUGUCAACUACAUAGACGGUGUGAUGUUAUUCUGGUUUCAUCAUCUGGUGGUCAGGAGCGACAUUGUAGGAGUUUGUGGAGACCAGAGACAACCAAAAUGACAAAUGCCCUCUAUUCAAUUGAUCGCGAUAUGGCAACACCCACCAAUGGAAGUGGUAAUCUAGUGGAGGAGUUCGAUGAAGCAUUUCAGCAAUGUCUAAAUGUAUUGACUAAAGACGAGGGCUUGAGCAACAAUAGUAUUGGUAGCAGUCUGGCAGUGGACAAGGACGAGGCCCGGAUGGAGGUGGAGCAAGUUACCCUGAGAUUUAUAGACUUGGCAAGACAGAUGGAGGCCUUUUUUCUACAAAAGAGAUUUUUAUUAUCUGCAUUAAAGCCUGAAUUAGUUGUUAAAGAAGAUAUCAAUGAUCUUAAAGUGGAGUUAACGAGAAAAGAUGAUCUCAUCAAGAGGCAUUACGAUAAGAUUGCUCUCUGGCAAAAUCUCCUAGCUGAUCUUCAAGGAUGGGCCAAAUCUCCUGCUCAAGGACCAGCCCCGAAUGGUUUAGCAAAUGGAAGUCAGCCGGUGAGUCAGGGUCAGCCCGGGGCUAAUGGCACAGGGGGGCCGCAAAUGCCACCUCAACCUCCUCAGCCGUCUCAAAUGCUGCAACAUCAGCAUCAACUUCAGCAGCAACAGCUACAGAUGCAACACAGUCAAAUGCAACAACAACAAAUGCACCAACAGGUGCAGCCAGGAAGUGGAGCUGCUUCAGUACCUCCAGGACUUCAGGGAGUGAACGUAGUUCAACAGGGGAUGUUUAUGAGUCAGGGUGGUGUGGCGGGUGGACGUGGUGGUUUUCCAGUUGGUGGGGUGGGUGUUGGUAGCAGUGUGCUACAAGGUCCACUUGCUUUUCUGGAGAAGACAACGAGCAACAUAGGGAUGCCCGAGAGGCGGAGUUGACGCGGAAGGGGGAGGGGGCGAGGACGAGGACGUGGACGAGGAAGAGGAAGAGGCCGUGGUACUGGUGGUUUACCACCACCACCACCACCCAUCCUCGAUCCCACUGAUCCGUCUUGUUACGCUACCGCAGCAGUAGCUGCUGUCGCGUCAUCGCCCCUUCCCUCUCAACAGCAACAGCCCCCUCCCUCGUGCACCUGAAUUUAUUUUAUAUUAAAAAUUAAAAGUCACUUUCAUUUUUCUUUAGAUAGAACAUUCCAAUGGAAAAGUUGCAUUGGCGGUUGUGCAACUUUCUCAUCAAACAUACAAUCCAUUUUUUUUUUUUUUUCAUCGCUUGAAACCUACAACUUGUCUUCUUCCGUGUGAAUAAUUAAUUAUUUAGUUAAUGCAGUAGUAGAAGCUCAGCUUCAAUAACUUUCUGUCAGGAUAAGUUAAU